GCCCAAAAAUCCGUUCGAGCAAAAUCAUCAAUUAUGUAAAGAGACGGGGGAGAAAAGCGUGCAAAGGAGGAAGAGAAAGAGAAGAAAAAAGAUUGUGAGGAAUGCUAGCGACAGGAUUCGCAAGCACGCUGAAGCAAAGCAAAACAAAAAAACAGAAGAAAGAGAGAAGGAGAAAAGCACAGCAACGUGCAAUGAGAAUUAACCAUAUACCCCAGGGCGAAAGCAACCAAUGCGCACCGAUCCGGCGUUUUUCCCAAUUACUAUUUUCCUUUGUUAGUAGUACGUACAGGGCAUUUUUUUUGUUUUAUUUGUUUUUCUCGUGCGCGUGUUUAUCUGUGCCUUUUUCCCUUUUCACAAAUGUACUACUUAUGGCAACUUGUUGCGUUGUUCCUUUGCAAUUGGUUGGUUUGGCCAGACACAGGUUUAGAUUGAAAAAAAAAAUACGCGCGAGGUAUGGCGAGACACAGUACGUAGCCAUUGUGUCACGCUGGGAUUUGUGAAAUCGCGAGGACUGGGGGGCCCCGGGGGGGGGUUGAGAGCAGGUUAAAAAAAAACGAUAUGCCGCGGGGGUGUGGGUUGGAAGGAAGAGGCGCCGCAUGGUUUGUAUUGGUUGCCAGUUUGCGGCAACGGGGGUGUUUGGGUGGGUGGGGGAAUUUUACUAGCGGCCAUGGUUUGCUGAAUUCAUCUCCUGAUUUCA
Molecule: messenger RNA, 697 nt
Organism: Bipolaris sorokiniana ND90Pr
Lineage: Eukaryota; Fungi; Ascomycota; Dothideomycetes; Pleosporales; Pleosporaceae
Exons: 1
Coding region: 102-500 (132 amino acids)
Source: RefSeq, a predicted model, not a curated record